CGGCUGAACAAUGUGACGUGGUGUAAAUGUCAUAAUUGUACCGCCAUGAAAUCAGUGACAGAAUCAAUAUGUUGCUUGGAGUUAGAAGUCUUGGAGCGUUUCCUGCUUGAAAACCUCACAUGUGUUACCCAAAACACAGAAUUUAUUUCUCGAUGUCUCGAUCAAGAAACUUUAGUGACAGCAAUGAUUACACAAACAAUCAAAUACGGAAGAACUAUUGAUUAUAGAAAACCCAACUGUCUUAGACUAACAGCAUAUCGGCAGUUUACAACCUGGAUCUAUGGAUUUCUUGGCAAACAUGUACGGAUACCUAUUCCAUCUUGUGUAACAAGAAGAAUAAGGGAGACAUUUCCUGACCCAGAAGGACGAUAUACUUGUUUCCGAUACUAUCAGGAUGUUCCCCUUGCUUCUGCAGAUUUUGAUUUGAAUUUUUAAUAUUUACCAUAAACCAUGUUGUAUUUUUUUGAUUUUAGAAAGUUCUUUGCUAAAACAUUA
Messenger RNA from Bufo bufo (common toad), 495 nucleotides. RefSeq names its product P2X purinoceptor 7-like. Bases 46 to 435 code for a protein of 129 amino acids. NCBI's taxonomy places the organism in Eukaryota, Metazoa, Chordata, Amphibia, Anura, Bufonidae. The record is from RefSeq and is a predicted model, not a curated record. The transcript is spliced from 2 exons.